Molecule: messenger RNA, 6219 nt
Organism: Saimiri boliviensis boliviensis (Bolivian squirrel monkey)
Lineage: Eukaryota; Metazoa; Chordata; Mammalia; Primates; Cebidae
Gene: TDRD15
Product: tudor domain containing 15
Source: RefSeq, a predicted model, not a curated record
AUGGAUUCUACAUCUCUCUUACCAACAUUUUUAGAUGUGGAUCUGACAAUAUCACAUAUUGAAUGCCUUCCCAAGGAUAUUUUGGUGAAAUUUCAAGGCAUAAAUAAUAAUCAAUGUGAGUUUGACUACCACAUAUUGCAGAGGGAAAUACAACAUACUCCAAAAGUGAAAAAUAAUGUUGAAAUUGAUGAAUUUUGUUUGGUGGAAGAAAGAGUAUCAGGAGAAUGGCAGAGAGGAAGAGUCGUGGAAAAGAAAAAUGAACUCUAUACAGUGCUCCUCAUAGAUCGCGGAGAAGAACUAAGAGUUGCUGGUCCACAGAUUGCUUCAGCCUGUGGCAAUUUAUUUGAGCUACCGCCACGGGUGGUAUUUGGUAUUUUUGCCAACAUACUACCAGUUGGGGAAAAAUGGUCUCCUAAGGCUUUGAGUUAUUUCAAGUCAUUAGUAGGAAUACAAGUAAAAGGUUAUGUGCAAGCUAUUUUACCUCUGCAAAUGUUUCUUUUUGAAGUGCCAAAAAUUAUAUCUCAGGCCCUUGAGUUACAAUUAGGAAGACUUGUUGAUGGAGAUUCAUUUCGUCUUCUUGUGGAAAUGUCAAAAGAGUUCCCUCAACAAAUGCCAGAUUUAUUGCAACAUAAAAUACCUGAAUUGUCAUUAGACAAUAAAGGUACUUCACUUGAUAUUCAACAUGUUCUGGAUAAGUUGCAGCCAUCUUUGUCAGUAGGAAGUACUGAAAGUGUAAAGGUAUCAUCUGCAUUGAGCCCAAGUAAAUUUUAUUGCCAGUUAAUAAAAUGGACUCCAGAGCUAGAAAACUUGACAGCACAUAUGACUUUGCAUUAUGAUACUGUCUGUCAAGAUACCAGUCCCAUGUGUGAUAAUUUUGGAUUACUUUGUGUUGCCAAAAGGCAAAAUGGACAGUGGCAUAGGGGUAUUCUUCAGCAGCUCUUGUCCCCAGAUCAAGUAAAAAUUUGGUUUAUGGAUUAUGGGAGUAGUGAGGCUAUACCCUCAAUUUACGUAAAAAAACUUAAGCAGGAUUUUAUUUUAGUACCAUUAUUUUCAUUUCCAUGUUCUCUGACAUGUUUGCACAGUCCAGAUAGAGAUGCAAGAACAUUUCAACUGAGUAUAUUUAAACAGGCCUUGUUAGGUCAAGUGGUAUAUGCACACAUUGAUUGGUUCAAUAAGGAUGAUCAUUUGUAUUAUGUGACAUUACAAAGUCGAGAGUUUACAGUUAAUUCUAAGGGUCUACUGAAGACUGUAGGCACACAAGUAUUUUGUCCCAUGUCUGAUUCAAAAACCUCCAAUAUAUUGAGUGAGACAAAUGCAUGUGAUGUAAACAGCUUUGCAGUUGAGAGUUUUAUGGGAAAUAUUGAAUGGUCAAUAGACUCUCUAAAUGAAAAAGGCAUUUUAAAAGUAGGUUUUCCUGUUAAAACAGUAGAAAUGGAGAUAGAGGCCUCCUACGUAGCUUUUAUAGCAUAUGUAUUAAACCCAUCAAAUUUUUGGGUACGCACUAAUGACCAUCAGAAUGAAUUUCAAGAAAUAAUGAAAAAUAUAAACAAAUUUUAUGAUUUGUGUGAAAACGAUGAAAUGAUUCUAAGAAAACCUGAACCUGGAUUGUUUUGUUGUGCUAGAUAUAGCAAGGACAGACAUUUUUAUAGAGCUGUCAUCACUGAAAUUAAUGGUUAUAAGAUUAAUGUUUAUUUUUUGGAUUAUGGUAAUACUGAUUCCAUACCAUUUUUUGAUGUAAAAAUUUUGCUUCCAGAAUUUUGUGAGUUGCCUGCCUUAGCCAUGUGCUGUUCACUUGCACAUAUAUUUCCUGUUGAAGAUUUAUGGACUAAGGGUGCAAUUGAUUAUUUUAAAAAAUUAGUUUUGAACAAAGCAAUUUUGCUUCAGGUUAUAGCAAAAAAAGAUGACAAGUACAUCGUAAAUAUUCAAAGUGUUGAAGCCUCAGAAAAUACUGAUGUUAUCUCUCUUAUGUUACAAGCUGGAUAUGCAGAAUAUCGGCAAGUAGAACCAGAGUAUUUCCCAAAAUCUGUAAGUGAAUAUUCAAUGUUAAAUUCAAAAUCUAAAAACAAAGUUAGUAUUAAAAAAGUCAUAUCUGCCCUUCUUGAAAGACCUACAUCUAAAAAGUACCAUUCAAAUAACCUGACAGAAAAAAACUUGUCUUUGCCAAAGUCCCCAGCUGUUAAUUUCUCAGAUUUAAAAAAUCCUUUCACCUUGUCUGUGGCACCUGAGUCAUCCCUGCCUUAUAAAGAACAUAUUUUUAAGCCAGGAACAGUUCUUGAGGUUAAAUGUUCUUAUUAUUAUGGCCCAGGUGACUUUUCAUGCCAGCUCCAAUGUAAGUUAGAAGACCUAAAAUUACUAAUGGAGAAAAUUCAGAAUUAUUAUAGUAUUCAUUCUGAUCCUUACGAGAUUGGGCAGAUUGCUUGUGUUGCUAAGUAUUCUGGGAAGUGGUAUAGAGCUGCUGUUUUGACUCAACUGUCUAAAGAAGUUGACAUAGUAUUUGUUGACUAUGGUUACCAAGGAAGGGUUUUAAUUAAAGAUCUCUGUGCUAUUAACCCACGUUUUCUUUUGUUAGAAGCUCAAGCCUUCAGAUGUUGUCUUAACCAUUUAGUUGAACCUGUGAGUUAUAAAUUAUUUAGUUGGACAAGAGAAGCAUACAGAGACUUUCGGAAUUUUAUCUUUUCAUCUAGAGGAUCAUUGACUUGUAUCAUCUAUGCCUUAUUUCUUGUGUAUCCAAACCGUUUAUAUAACUUAGUAGAUUUACAAUCCUCAUUUACUAGUGCAAAAGAAUUUCUUAUUAAUAGUGGCUCUGCUCAGUACAUCACAUUAUCAGAGCCAUUUUCAUCUUUAGCUAGUCUUUACAGUUACUGUUAUUCUUCCUUUAAUAUAAAAAUUGGAAGUGAAGAAGAAGUGUAUAUAUCUCAUAUCUGUAGUCCCAAAAAGUUUUAUUGCCAACUUGGCAGAAAUGAUAAAGAUCUAGAGAUGAUAGAAACAAAAAUCGCAGAGAUUAUUAACCUCAAAAAUUGUCCAAAAUAUGAUUCUAAUAAGAUGAGAUUGUGCAUAUCUAAGUAUGUAGAGGAUGGUCUUUCAUACAGAGCUUUAGCAGUACCAACAGAUUCAUCAUCUGAGUUUCUAGUCUACUUUGUAGACUUUGGAAAUAAGCAAUUAGUAGGAGAAAGUAUGUUGAGAGCCAUUUCAGCUCAGUUUCCAGAGUUGUUGUUUACACCUAUGCAAGCUAUUAAGUGUUUUCUGUCAGAUCUUAGAGAUGUAGAUAUUCCAGCAGAAAUCAGUAGUUGGUUUAAAAACAAUUUCUUGGGAAAACCAUUAAAGGCAGUAAUAUUGUCCAAGGAGUCAGAUGGACAGCUUGGUAUAGAAUUGUAUGAUGGACCUCAGUUUAUAAAUGAGAAAAUUAAAAUGUUGCUUCAUGCUUAUGGAAAAAAACAUGGUGACCAAGCAUGCUUCAUGGAAAAGAGUGAUAAAAUAAAUGAGAAUAAGAGAUUUACUGCUUCUUUGAAAGGCAAAAAAGAAAACAACUAUCACCAUAAUAUGAUAAACAAAACUAGUCUCGUAACAUAUUCUGAAAGAAAAGUAGAUAAAUUGAUGCAUCCCAAAAGUAUAUAUGCCAGGUUUUUGAAACCAUCAGUUUGUUAUAAAAUAGAAUCUGUGCCAAAAAACAAAAUGAAGAAUUCUUUGAAUGAUGGACUUAAAGGUGUAAAAAUUGUCUCUGGAUCUGCACAUAUUCUUGAGAAAAGUGGCGUGGGCCAAAAAUCAAUGAAGGUUGUAUCACAGUCUUUUAUCAGAGAGUUAAGUCAAGUAGCCUUACAAAACCCAUAUGACCUUAUUAGGCCACAGAUCAAAGACCUUCCUCAACCCCAAAUUUAUUUGAAUGCCAAAGUUAAAGGGUAUGUAUCUAAUAUCAGUAAUCCAGCAAGUUUCCAUAUUCAGCUUGCUGAGAAUGAAAGUGUGAUUAUCAGACUUGCUGAUGCUCUAAAUGCAAGAGUAAAGAGAUUGAAAGAGAGAAAAUCAAUUAAACCUCUAGUGGGAGAUCUUGUCGUUGCAGAAUAUUCUGGUGACAAUUGUAUUUACAGAGCAGUUAUUAAGAAAAUUUUGCCAGGGAAUUCUUUUGAAGUAGAAUUUAUUGACUAUGGUAACUCUGCAAUAGUAAACACAUCUAAAAUGUAUGAACUUCAGAGGGAAUUUUUAACUGUUCCUCAGCUAGGAAUCCAUUCUUUUCUUAGUGGAGUAAAAUGGAAUGAGCCUGAUGAAAUAUGGGACAACAAAACUGUGGAUUAUUUUACUUCAAAAGUAAAUGAUAAAACAGUUUAUUGUGAAUUUUUGAAAAAGCAUGAUCAGAGAUGGGAAGUAAAUAUGAUCUGUGAUGAAAGAUGUGUCAUUAAUGAACUACUGAAAUGGAAAGCAUGUUCAAAACUACAGAAGUCAGCAUUGCAAAUACCUCAGGUUAUCUCUCAAAAGGUGAGACCAGGUGAUGAUAAUGAAAUGGAAAAUGGAAGAUCAAAUGAGUCUGAAGGUUCUAUGAGUUUGAACCAACAGCUGUUUAAAAUUCCUUUGGAAGAGUUCAAACCUGGACAGCUUGAAAAAGCUGAAAUGCUUCAUGUUUCAAAAAGUGGAAGAUUUUAUGUGACGUUAUCCAAAAAUAAAAAAAUUUUAUCAGAUUUAAUAGUAUUAAUUACUGAAGAAGAAAAAAAUUCUCCUUUUUUAUCAAUGGAAAGUAUUGAAAAAGGUUUAGAAUGCUUGGCAAAAUCUAAAAAUACCUUGAAGUGGCAUCGAUCAAAAGUAGAAGAAAAGUAUGUUGAUGAUAAAAUACUUGUUUUUUUAGUAGAUUGUGGUAUCUAUGAAACAGUGCCUGUAUGUAAUACCAAGCUACUUAGUAAUGAAAUAAGAAAUAUUCCUAGACAAGCCAUACCUUGUAAAUGGAUGUGGUUUGAAAAUUCUAAGAAUAUGUCAUUUGAGUGCUUAUUUGCUCAUUUGGAAAUAAAUAUCCUUUUCCUGAAAUAUUCAGAUGCUGUUUGGGAAGUAGAGAUUUUGGUAGAUGACCUGUUACUUUUGGAAUACUUAAAUCCAAAUUCAGUUCCUAUUGAAGAAAACAAACUUAGACCUGAAGAAAUUGUUUACAAUAUUGAAUCUAAGACUCCUAUAUCAUCAUGUGCAAUAAAAUCAUUUACUUGGGCACAAUUCCAAAAUGAUAGGCAGUAUUCUGGUAUUGCAACUUCUGUUUCUGAUCCAUCAGACUUCUAUAUUCAGUUAGAAGAUUCCUUUGAUAUAAUGAGAUAUCUUUUUAUGUUGCUUUCUGAUCUACCAGAGACCUUAGAAACGUUGCCUCAAAAGUUCAUAAUUCCUGGUUCUAGUUGUUUGUUCAAAUAUAAAUCAGAAGAUCAGUGGAAUAGAGCAGAAAUUUCUGAAGUCUCACAUCAGUCUUUACGUCUUUUGUUGAUUGACUAUGGAUUUUCUUUUUAUAUACAUUAUUCAGAAAUUACAAAUCUUAAAGUUGUUCCUGAGGAACUUUUGAAUUUGCCAAGGCUGAGUUAUCCAUGUAUUUUAUAUGGUGUCUUACCCACUAAAGGAAAACAUUGGAGUGAAGAUGCCAAAAGCUUUUUUCGAGAUUUCCUAAGCAAACCAGACUUAAUUUUUCAGUUUAGGGAAUAUAAUUCUGAAAGAAAAUGGAAAGUAGAUGUCAUUCAUGAGAAAAACAAUUUGGCAGACAUAUUAGUUGCAUCUGGUCUUGCAACUUAUUCUAAACAUUCAGCUCAUCUUCAUGCAAUUACUGCUACUGAAUCUACUAAAAUCCAAUAUAAAUUACAGAGUGAUCCUAUUUUCCCAUUGUUAAAUCAAAAUUGUUGCAAAAAACAAAAUGUAAAUUUUGCAUGCACUGAGAAACAGAAGUGUAAACAGAAAUCUAUAAAGAGGAAAGAUGUUGAUAAGAACCUCUUAAGGAAAAUCCAUGUUAGUAAAAGAUCACAUUCUAGAAAUUUGAGAAAGAAAGUUGGUAGUGGAAAACAUUUCCAGAGUACUAUUUUGUUUGAUACAUGUACAACAACUUCAUUUUGGGAACUGCCUGAUGGCUUGAAGAAUAACAGUUAUGUUGAAGACUUUUUUUUUGAAAAACUACCAGCUGAAGGAAUACAGGAAAAUAAGACAAUGAAUUUGAGAACAUCAGUAAAAACAUUGCAUAAUAAAGAAAAAAUUAUUUCAGAAGAAAAAGGGUAA